Molecule: messenger RNA, 8095 nt
Organism: Pan troglodytes (chimpanzee)
Lineage: Eukaryota; Metazoa; Chordata; Mammalia; Primates; Hominidae
Gene: SAMSN1
Product: SAM domain, SH3 domain and nuclear localization signals 1
Exons: 13
Coding region: 3420-4730 (436 amino acids)
Biological process (GO): negative regulation of B cell activation; negative regulation of peptidyl-tyrosine phosphorylation
Cellular component (GO): cytoplasm; nucleus
Molecular function (GO): phosphotyrosine residue binding
Source: RefSeq, a predicted model, not a curated record
UAACUUGGAAAAGUAUGCAGAAAUAGUGAAACCUAUAGGGGUACUGAGGCUCUUGGGAGGCCUGAUGGAAAGGAGGCCAAACAGGAAGGGCUGCUUGACAUUGGUGCAUGUGAUGUCUGUUUCCAGUGUUUGAAAGCAACUGUGUGAGGAUUUAACGCUAUGAACUUCUGCAGCCAUCUUCAAAUCAUGAAAGGAAGGGCAAGGGAACUAUAGACAGUACUCAUGACUGAUCUUGCUGACCCUCUCCUUCAGUGACAACUGUCAAUCCAUAGACCUGUUCUUAUACGUGAACAAUAAUCCUUCUUGAUUAAACACUCUCAGUCAUGUAGUCUAUUACCUGCAACUGAAAGCAUUCUUAACUGAUAACACUUUAAAGCAGAAGGUACCAAUGUAAAUCUCCAGGUGUUGCUAAUUAAGAUCAAGGGGCUAUAGAUACCUUCCUUUAGAAUAUCUUAUUUCUAAUAAGGUUAUUGGAAAUAAAUGUUACUUAACAAAAUUAAGUCCAGGACCAGGUGAUGAAGAAAUUUAUUUGCAAGAUCUAAAUUUAACUUUAUUUAUUCAUCUGUUGAUGGGCACUUAAGUUGAUUCCAUAUCUUGGCAACUGGGAAUAAUGCUGCAAUGAACAUGGAGGUACAAAUAUCUCUCUAACAUACAGACUUCAUUUCCUUUAGAUAUAUACCCAGUAGUGGGAUUGCUGGAAAAUGUGGUAUUAUACACAGUGAAAUACUAUUGUUUUUAAAAUGAAGGAAAUCCUGUUAUUUGUGACAACAUCGAUGAGUUUGGAGGAUAUUACGUUAAGUGAAAUAAGCGAGAAACAGAGAGAUAAACACUGCAUGUUCCCACUAAUGCGGAAUCUAAAAAAGUCGAAUUCAUAGACGCAAAGAGCAGAAUGAUGAUUACAAGGCUCUGGGGGAUUUGAGGAGUAAUUGGAGGAGACGAUGGUCAAAAGAUACACAAUUUUAGUUAGGCAGGAAGAAUAAGUUCAGGAGAUCUAUUGUACAACAUGGUGCUGUUAGUUAAUAACAAUAUAUUGUACAUGUGAAAACUGCUAAGAGAGUAGAUUUUAAGUGUUCUUACCACAAAUAAAUAUGUAAGGUGAUGCAUAUAUUAGUUUAAUUUAACCAUUUCACAUACAUAUUUCAAAACAUCAUGUUGUAUUUCAUAAAUAUAUACAAUUUUCAAUUGUUAAUUAAAAAAUGAAAAAUAAUGAAAAAUUUGAAAAUAAAUUUAACUUUCAGAACUAUUAGUGCAUUUAAAAGACAAUUAGAUUUCAAGCAUAUCAAGAAAUAAAAGACCUAAAUGAAUAUCAAAAAAAUCACUUAGUUUUAGCUGAUGUUUUCAAAUAGCUAGGUUUAACAUGCCAUUGUACAGAUGAGUUUACUGAAGACGCAGAAGCUAAGUAUCAUCCUCAAGUUUACACAAGAUGAUAUAGUUAAUAUAAAAAGCAUAAAAUUUGGAACUAGAUAUUCCUGGACUAGAUUCCAGAAUUUACCAUUUUCUAGUUUUGACCUUGGCAAGUUACUUAUUCUUCUGAGCCUCAAUUUUCUUAUCAAAAAACAAAACAAAACAAAACAAAAGAACAUUUUUAAGGUUUUUUUUUUUUUUGGAGUGAGACAAUAUGCAAAAGUCCUUAAUUUCAAAACUUAGUUCGAAGCGCACAGUAAUUAAAACAGUGUGAUACUGGCAUAGAAACAGACAUGUAGACCAAUGCAAUAGAAUGGAGAGCCCAGAAAUAAACCUUCAUUUAUGUGGUCAAAUGUCAGCAAAUCUGUCAAGACCAUUCAAUGGGGAAAGUACAGCCUUUCAACAAAUGGUGUUGGACAAAUGGAAUAUACACAUGCAAAACAAUAAAGUUGGACCCUUACAUUACAGCAUAUACAAAAAGUAAUUCAAAAUUGACAAAGUCCCAAAGAGAUAAAAGUAUAAGUUAUUAGAAGAAAACAUUGGGAAAAAUCAUCCUGACACUGGAUUUGGCAAUGAUUUAUUUGACACCAAAAGCACAGGUAACAAAAACAAAAGUAGAUAAUUUAGAGUUUAUCAAAUUAAAAAGAAAAAAAACUUCUGUGCAUCAAAGGACACUAUUAGCAGAGUAAAAAAGUAACUCAUUGAAUGGGAGAAAUUAUUUGCAAAUCACAUAUCUGAGAAGAGAUAUCCAGAAUAUGUAAGGAACACCUACAAUUCAACAAUAACAAAACCAAAAACUAAAGGAAACAAAUUUUUUUUUUUUUUGAGAUGGAGUCUCGUUCUGGCACCCAGGCUGGAACCAAAUUUUAAAAAUGAGCAAAGGGCUGGUAUAAACAUUAAUCCGAAGAAAGUACAUAAAUGGCUAAUAAACAAAUAAAAAGAUGCCCAUCAUCACUAAUCACUAGGCAAAUGCAAAUCAAAACCAUGAGAUACCAUUUCACAUUCAGGGUAGCCACUAUUUAAAAAAAAACAUGAACAAACAAAAAACAGAAAAUAACAAGGGCCGGCAAGGAUGCAAAGAAAUUGGAACCUUUGUGUACUGUAGGUGAGAAUGUAAAUGACGCAGUCAGUGAGAAAAACAAUAUGGUGUUUCCUCUUUAACAUGGAAUUAACAAAAAAUCAAACAAUCCCCUUCUGGAUAUAUACCCAAAAGAAUUGAAAGCAGGGACUCAAACAGAUAUAUGUACAUCUAUGUUCAUAGCAGUCUUAUUCACAAUAGUCAAAAGGUAGAACUAAUCCAAGUGUUUAUCAACAAACAAGUGGAUAAGCAAAAUGUGAUAUAUACACAAAAAGGAAUAUUAUUUAGUCUUAAAAAUGAAGGAAACUGUGGCACAUGCUAUUGCAUGGAUGCACCUUGAAGAGAUUAUGCAAGUGAGGUAAGUCAGCCACCAGAUGGCAAAUAUUGAUUCCACUUACAGAAAGCAUGUAGAGUAGUCAAAUUUAGAGAGACAGAAAGUAGAAAUGCUGUUUCCAGGGGCUGAGGGGCAGGGGAAAUGGGGAGUUAGUGUUUAAUGGGUAUGGGGUUUGAGUUAGGAAAGAUGAAAUGGUUCUGGAGAUUCAUGGUGGUGACAGUUGCCCAACAAUGUAGAGGUACUUAAUGUUACUGAACUGUUUACUUAAAAAUGGUUAAAGUGGUACAUUUUAGAUUUAUGCACUUUGCAUAUCUUGCCAUUUAAAAAUGUGUUUAUCUCUAUAUCUUGUCAUGUAGGGAAUCAAACGUUUUGUUAAUUGUUGAAAGAGAAAAUAGGAAUUGGAGAUGGGAAGAAAUAUGAGAUGGACCCUUGACCUACCACUUCUAAGAGGAAGAUGUUACUUUUAACCUGAAGAAUAAUAUUUUCUCCAGGUUUGCCUGUAGUUGUUUUCAAUGCAUUUUCACUGCAGGUUUUAGGACUAUCAUUGCCACCUUUGAAAUCUGUUUACACAGAUCGUGGGAUUUUACUUUGUAAUAAUCUCCCAUGAGAACUGGCCAAACAGCUGUGAAGGCAAGAGAGAGCUACAAGAGGCAAUCAUAUUUUUCAAAGCAGGGCAACAAGAGAGUGAAGCUGGUCAAAAUGAAUCUUUUCUGCAUUUCGCUGGAGGGCUCUAUGGAUAGCUUAUAUGAGCCAAUCCCAGAGCAACAAGCUAACCAAGAAAACAUGUCUAGUAGAACUGAUUCUCCUAUCCCACCCUUUGGAGAGAAUGAACAAACACCAAACAAUCUCUUCGUGGGAGUUUCUAAUUUGGGGAAUGCAAAACCAAAAAAGAGAAAGUUAUUCCGGAGAUUUAUGUCUGAAAAUAAAAUAUUUGAAGGAAAAACUGUGAAUGACAAAAUCUGGCAGGACCACAGCAAGCAUAAGAAUGAUUCCCACAUCAGAAGGCCCUGUCAGCUAAAAGAUCUAAAUGAAGAUGAUUUUCUAAGUAACAACAUACAUACCUAUCAAGGAAAAACUCUACAAGGAACUUCCUAUCAGGUGACCUCUGAAUGUUGGAGUCCAUUUCACUAUCAAAGACAUGUUGAGACCACUGUUGAUGAACUGGCCAUAAAAUCGGGCAGUGACCCUGUGGAAUCAAUGGGGACAUUAAAGCGACUACAGAAACUGGUUUGGACUAAGAAAGCCAGAGUGCAGAAUCUGGAUGAGGUGAAACCGACAUUAAUAAACCUCCAAGAUGAAGAUGACACGUUGAUUUCUUGUUUGAAAUUAACCAAGUCCCGAGAAAAGAAAGUGAAUAGUGUUAGCACGAGGAGGAAGGAAGAAAUGGAGAUUAGAUUGGAUACUCUUUCUGCAUCACUGGGUAGAUCCAGCACUUUAAAUGACUGCAACUUGGAAGAUAAAUUAGCUUGGUAUGAAGGUGAAGCUUACAUGUGGCAUCACUGGAAGCCUUUUCCUGAAAACCCUCUCUGGACAUGUCUUGAUUUCCAAAUAGCACAAGCUGGACCCUGGGACCACUGCUCCUCUUGUAUUCGCCACACACGUCUCAAGUCUUCCUGCUCAGAUAUGGAUCUCCUACAUUCAUGGCGAAGCAGCAGUUUUGGGAAUUUCGAUCGUUUUCGGAAUAAUUCUUUAUCAAAACCAGAUGAUUCAACUGAGGCACGUGAAGGAGAUCCCACAAAUGGAAGUGGAGAACAAAGCAAAGCUUCAAAUCAUGGAGGCGGUUUGGGUAAAAAAAUGAGAGCUAUUUCAUGGACAAUGAAGAAAAAAGUGGGAAAAAAGUACAUCAAAGCCCUUUCUGAGGAAAAGUCAUUAUGCCCAGAACUUGGGUGGAAGGAAGUAUUACUUUCAUUUUAACAGAAGAAACUGACACUCAGAAAGAUCAUGCAUCGGCUGGGUGCAGUGGCUCACACCCGUAAUCCGAGCACUUUGGAGGCCGAGGCGGGAAGAUCACCUGAGGUCAGGAGUUCAAGACCAGCCUGGCCAACAUGGUGAAACCCCGUCUCUACUGAAAAUACAAAAAUUAGCUGAGCAUGGUGGUGCACGCCUGUAGUCCUAGCUACUCGGGAGGCUGAGGAAGGAGAAUCGCUUGAACCCGGGAGGCGGGGGUUGCAGUGAGCCCCGAUUGCACCACUGAACUUCAGCCUGGCAGCAGAGCAAGACGGUGUCUCAAAAAACAAAACAAAACAAAAGAUCAUGCGUCUAGAAUGUGAUGCGAAGAACAAUGUGAAGAACAACAUGUCAUUAAUUUUGUAGCAAGUAUCAGUACUUCAUUCCUUUUUAUUGCCAAAUAAUAUUUCUCCUUUUAUAGAUGGAUCACAUUUAAUUUAUCCAUUUAUCACUUAGUGAUUACUUGGGUUGCUUUCACUUUUUGGCUAUUAUGAAUAAUGCUGCUACAGAUACUUCUUUCAAUUUUUGUGUGGAAAUAUUUUUUCAUUUCUCUUGGAUAUAUAGUAACUCCAUGUCUAAUAGAGAAACUGGCAAAUUGUUUUUUUAAGCAGCUGCGUCAUUUGACAUUCCCAUCAACAAUGUAUGAGGGUUCCAAUUUCUCUACAUCAUUGCCAACACUUGUUAUUGUCUGUCUUUUUAAUACUAGCCAUCCUAGUGGAUGUGAGGUGGAAUCUCAUUGUGAUUUUGAUUUACAUUUGGUUGUACUUUACGUUUCCCUGAUGACUAAUAAUGUCAAGAAUCUUUUCAUGUGCUUUUUAGCCAUUUAUCUAUCUUUGUGGAGAAGUGUUUUUCAAAUCCAUUGUUCGUUUUUAAUUGGGUUGGUUAUCUUCUUAUUGUUGAGUUUUAAAUGUUUUUUAUAUAUUCUGGAUGCAAGUUUUUUAUCAGAUAUAUGACAUGCAAUAUAAUAUAUUUUCUCCAAUUCUGUGGAUUGUAUUUUUAUUUUCUUGAUGGUGUUGUUUGUAGCACAAAUGUUCCUAAUUUUAUUGUAGUCCAAUUAUCUUUUUUUGGUCAUUUGUGCUUUUGGUAACAUAUUUAAGAAACCAUUGUCUAACCUAAUGUAAUGAAGAUUUAUUCCCAUGUUUUCUUCUAAGAGGCCAAUAGUCUCUUAAAUUUUGGUGUAUCAUUUAUUUCAAGAUAAUUUUACUGUACAGUAUAUAGGAAGAGUCCACCUUCAUUCUUUUGCAUGUAGAUAUAUAGGUGUCCUAACACUAUUUGUUGAAAAGACUAUUCUUUUCCUAUUUGAUUGUCUCGGUACUCUUGUUAAAAAUCAAUUGACCAUAAAUGUAUUGCCAUAAAUAUACGGAUCAUAAACAAGUGAGUUUACUUAUGGACUCCCAAUUCUACUUUAUUGAUUUUUAUGUCUUAUGUCCAUUCUCUUUUUCAAUCCACUUCAACAGGGCUCUGUCCCCAGUACUCCAUUAAAAUAGCUGUCGCCGUCAGUAGUGACCUCUGUGUUGCCAGGUCCAAUGGUCACUUUUCUUUCUCCUUACUACUUUUCAACUGUAUUUGACCCAAGUGCUGAUUUCCUUACAUAUAAAACAUCCACUUUUCUGGUUUUUUUUUGACUGGGCAUGCUUCUGGCAUUUCUUCUUCCUCAUAGCUUCCUUUCUUGGCUCUGCUUUCUUUCUCAUCCCUUGAAACAUCUUCCUGAGGCUUGUUCCUGGAUGCUCCACUGAAUCUACAUUCUCCCCUUAAGUCAGCUCAUCUACUCUCAUGAUUUUGUUUUUCACAACUAUAUCUCUAGCUAUGACCUCUUCACUUAUCUGCUAUAUUAAUACAAUCAAUUGCUUAUUUGAUAUCUUCAUUUAGAUGUCCAGUAGACAUCCAAAACCUAAUAUAUCCAAAGCUAAUAUAUUUAUUCUCUACACUUUUACAAAAAAAAUGGUUUUCUCAUCCAGUAUUCCCAGUGGCAGCAGACAACACUGAUCCCCAAAAUAAAUAAAAACAAAAAUAUAAAAAAGAGGAAGAAAAGAAAAUCUAAGAAUCACCCUAAAUUCCUUCUUUUUCUCACUUUUCACACUAAUUCAUCAGUAAAUUCUCUGAAUUGUAUUACCACGUAUAUAUAAACUCCCUAAUUUCUCCAUGUAAACUAUUCCUGCUUUAGACUAAAUAACCAACCUUUCUUUCCUGGAUUACUAUCAUAAUCCCCUAAUUGCUUUCCAUUCGUUUUAUUCUUUCCCCCAUAAAAUUUAUUCUCCAUAUGAAAGCCAGAAAUAUCUCUGACAAGUGGAAAUCAGGUCAUGGUUAAAAUUUCAGUGUCUUCAUAGUGAACCUCUUUACUUGGUGUGUUCAUUCUAGAUCCCAAGGAAAAGAGUAGAAACACCACAGAUUUAUGGCAGGAAAUGCUAGGAAGGCUAAAGAGAAAGCCUUUAGACUGCAACGUAAAUCUGACAUCUGUAAAAGGAUAAGGAAAAGGAAGAAGAAUCAGGUAGAGAGAGUCUCAUACUUCAGCAGAAUACUGAGAAAGCUUUGGUCAGAUUGAUGGAGGAUUCUUAUACUAAAGUUUUCCAUUACAGGAACCCUACAUUCCACUAGAAUGGGCUCAAACAAUACCCCUAUUUUUUCAGUUACUGAAAGGGAGCAUGGCUUUAGUGCAAAUGGAGUGAUGGAUACAGAGGGGCAGUCCUGGGGCUGUCAGUAAAGAAGGGUCCCGCAGCAAGAGAUCUAAGUGGCACAUUUCCAUGGCCACCACACAUGGUCUAUAAAGCUUUUCUUGAUGUGGCUCCAGUCUACUUCCCUGAACUCACACACUAAUAUUCUCCUUUCUCUCACUACAUUAGCCUUGCUGUUUUCCCUGCACAACCCAAGAUAAUUCUGAGUUCAAUUAUUUUGCUGUUGCUGUUCCUUUUGCUUGGAAAACUGUCUCCAAAGCUUCACAUAAGUUACAUCUUCUUAUCCUUUAGGUCAAUAAUUCAGGGCAUAUAUUACUGUAUGGCAGAGGUCUUUGGAGGAUACUCCAUUUAAAUCAGCCAACCCCUAACCCUAACCUCAGCAACAAAUUCUCUCACAUCACCCAGUUUUAUUUCUUUCAUAACACUUAUUAUUCUCUGAAAUUGUCUUAUUGUGUUUAGACACACCUCCCCAAAUACUCUACACACACACACACACACACGGACACACAAACACACACAGCUAACACAAUAGAAUAUCCUUCAUUAUAGCAAGCACCCUGUUAUCUUGUUUACCAUGAAAAUCCCCAGUUCCCAGAACACUGCUCAGUACCUAGGAGGUGUUCUAUAAAAUUGUGUUGAAUGACUGAAUCAAAAAAGAAA